AUGAUUGUAGUUCGUCUCGUUAAGCGGCUAGGGCGCCGGCUUUCCACACGACGCUGGCCUGCGAUUCUGAUCGCCUUGGCCAGCGCUGUCGUAACAUAUGCCCUUUUCCUGUAUUUCAUUUUUGCCUAUUAUCUGGCCGAUGACCCACGCCUUGUUCCUGAUACAUUUCGACAUGCACGCCGGCCUGUGCUUAUCACGGCACACCCAGAUGAUGAAACCCUGUUCUUUAGCCCCAGCAUUCUCUAUCAUCGACACGAUCCCCAUGUUACACGCUCCCUAUUGGUGAUCUCAUCAGGAAACUAUAACGGGAUUGGCGAGCAACGCCAAACAGAAAUUCACAACAGCUGUGCUGCCUUGGGUAUCUCCCUUGAUCACUGCGUCGUCUUAGACCAUCCUGAGCUUCAGGAUAAUCCAAAGAAAUGGUGGGAUGAGAGGCUGGUUGAAGAGAUUGUCGCGUCCUAUAUUAAGAAAUGGGAGGCAGAUCUGAUCAUGACGUUCGAUGAAGGCGGAAUCUCAGGUCAUAUCAACCACAGAGCUGUCAGUGCUGGCAUUAGGAAAUAUGUCACGGCCAAGGAGAAUGCACCCCCUGCGUUUACUCUGCAGAGCACUUGGCUACUGCGAAAGUAUUCAUCAUUGAUGGAUCUAAUUCCUUCCACUGUCCCAUUUCUGUGGAAGAUACUUAAGAACCCGGUGUCCCCUGCCACUAUUCCAGGGAACCCAAAAAGUGCAGAUCGAUCUCUCGUCCUGGCGACAGGGAAGGAGAGCAUACUACUAGUGAGCUCGUGGAAGACAUACCUUGAAUCACGAGCUGCAUUCGGUCAACACGAGAGCCAAUAUUCAUGGGAUAGAAUGCUAUAUUUAGUGAUCAGUCGUUAUAUGUGGUUCAACACAUUGGAGAGAAUUUGA
Penicillium subrubescens is the source of this 906-nucleotide messenger RNA. Its product is annotated as PIG-L family deacetylase. The transcript is spliced from 4 exons. The record is from RefSeq and is a predicted model, not a curated record. Gene Ontology annotation, biological process: GPI anchor biosynthetic process. Gene Ontology annotation, cellular component: endoplasmic reticulum. Bases 1 to 906 code for a protein of 301 amino acids. Gene Ontology annotation, molecular function: N-acetylglucosaminylphosphatidylinositol deacetylase activity. NCBI's taxonomy places the organism in Eukaryota, Fungi, Ascomycota, Eurotiomycetes, Eurotiales, Aspergillaceae.